Molecule: messenger RNA, 3506 nt
Organism: Phlebotomus argentipes
Lineage: Eukaryota; Metazoa; Arthropoda; Insecta; Diptera; Psychodidae
Gene: Gat
Product: sodium- and chloride-dependent GABA transporter 1
Exons: 5
Coding region: 373-2244 (623 amino acids)
Biological process (GO): sodium ion transmembrane transport
Cellular component (GO): membrane
Source: RefSeq, a predicted model, not a curated record
UGUAUGGUCAUAUAUAUGUUAAUAUCACCGAGUAUAUUAGACUUCUUUGGAAAAUACGCGGUUGUCGUUUUUCUUAUUAGGAAAACUCGGGUAUUUUAAUUUUUCCGUGCAUAAGUUGAAUAAGGCGAUUACUUUGCUAUUUAGAGCGAAUAACGAGACACAAUAAAUGGAAUUUGAUCACUGGUUUACUCUUUCACUCAUAUGUAAGAACAGACGUAUGCAUCUACAAUACAGCGGUCACAUUUAGGGCGGACAGUCCUGAUUUGUUAAAAAUAAAAACCUGGAAAAAAAAUUGCGAGUUUUAAGGAAUACUUUCUUUCUCAAUACAAUUCCUAAUAAAAAUGGCUCUUUUACUACUUUUUAGGGACAAUCAUGGAAGCUGUAGAACGUGAAGCAGACAAGAGAGAAUUUGAUGAACACUUCAUUACAUCAUCUGGAGAGUCCAUGGAAAUGCCAGUUUUUCGUCAUGAGACGCCUGUGGUAGCCAAAGAGUCAAAAAUUCCAGAUCGAGGAACAUGGGCAUCCAAACUGGAUUUCAUUCUAUCCGUGGUAGGCUUAGCCAUCGGUCUGGGUAACGUGUGGCGUUUUCCAUAUUUGUGCUAUAAAAAUGGUGGCGGGGCUUUUCUCGUACCAUAUCUGCUGACGCUCAUCCUCGCUGGAAUUCCAAUGUUCUUUAUGGAGCUUGCACUCGGUCAAAUGCUCACGAUAGGUGGUCUAGGUGUUUUCAAAAUUGCGCCAAUCUUUAAAGGAAUUGGUUAUGCUGCUGCUGUCAUGUCAUGCUGGAUGAACGUAUACUAUAUUGUAAUUCUCGCCUGGGCAAUUUUCUAUUUCUUCAUGUCUCUGAGAGCUGAUGUGCCCUGGCGCACAUGCAACAACUAUUGGAAUACUCCAAAUUGUGUAAAUCCAUACGAACGCAAAGAUCUUCUUUGUUGGGAGCGCGUCAAUACCUUGAAUGGCACCACAGCACGUAUCUGUGCACUACCCUCAGGAAAUGUUACGGCUCAAGCACUCACAGACCCUGUGAAGGAGUUUUGGGAGAGAAGGGCGCUACAGAUUAGUUCGGGUAUCGAGGAAAUCGGUCACAUACGAUGGGAAUUAGCUGGAACACUGUUGCUCGUUUGGAUUCUCUGCUACUUUUGCAUCUGGAAGGGAGUACGGUGGACAGGAAAGGUCGUGUACUUUACUGCUCUUUUCCCCUACAUCUUGCUGUCUGUGCUACUCAUCCGAGGCAUUACACUUCCUGGUGCUACAGAAGGUAUAAAGUUUUACAUCAUUCCAAACUUUUCACGUCUCAGUGAAUCCGAAGUAUGGAUCGAUGCCGUCACCCAAAUAUUCUUCUCAUAUGGUCUUGGCCUUGGCACACUUGUGGCGCUUGGAUCAUAUAACAAAUUUACGAACAACGUAUACAAGGACGCCCUAAUCGUGUGCUCGGUAAACUCGAGUACAUCAAUGUUUGCAGGAUUCGUGAUUUUUUCGGUUGUAGGCUUUAUGGCUCACGAACAACAGCGACCAGUAGCUGAGGUAGCUGCCUCUGGGCCGGGUCUAGCUUUCCUCGCCUAUCCCUCUGCUGUACUACAACUUCCCGGAGCGCCAUUAUGGUCUUGCCUUUUCUUUUUCAUGCUAUUACUUAUCGGUUUAGACUCACAAUUUUGCACAAUGGAGGGUUUUAUCACAGCAGUAAUCGACGAGUGGCCACAGCUAUUACGCAAAAGAAAAGAGAUAUUUAUAGCAAUCGUAUGCGCACUUAGCUACCUCGUGGGAUUAUCUUGUAUCUCUCAGGGUGGAAUGUACGUUUUCCAAAUACUUGACUCUUACGCUGUUUCUGGAUUUUGUUUGUUAUUCCUCAUUUUCUUUGAGUGUAUCUCCGUUUCAUGGGCAUUUGGCGUCAAUCGAUUCUAUGACGGUAUAAAGGAUAUGAUUGGGUAUUACCCUCUAGCUUGGUGGAAGUUCUGUUGGGCUAUUACCACUCCCUGCAUUUGCAUUGGUGUAUUUAUUUUCAACCUUGUGCAAUGGACACCUAUAAAAUAUCUUGACUAUGAGUACCCAUGGUGGUCACAUGUUUUUGGCUGGUUCACUGCUCUGUCUUCCAUGCUGUGUAUUCCUGGUUACAUGAUAUGGUUAUGGAUGAACACAGAAGGUGACCGAAGUCAGAAAAUUCGCCUAAUCGUGCGGAUAGACGACGAUGUGACAACGCUGAGACAGAAAAUGCAGCAAGAUGCGCAGAAGAAACAUGGUAUCAUUUGAACGAGCGUUUCAUUAAAAUCAGUUACUUUAGGAUACGAGAACCACCUCGCGAUAGAGGAAAUAAUUUAAUAAAAUGCAUUGUGUUGCGAUAUUGGAGUUUUUUUUUAUUAAAAUUAAUGAAUCUCUUGUUUUAUAUACCAUAAUAUAGGGGAGAGCAGAACAGAAUUUUUAUAGUAAGUGUGUAACUGAAAUACUGAGAUUCAUUAGACGGCCCUAAAAAGAAUUGUUGUGCAUUGAGGCACACAACUAACAUCUGCAACAAGCUUAAUCGGUGCACCAUUGCAUUUUAUCUAGAUCCAAGUGUUUUUUCUCAAAGGGACCAUUAUGACCUAAUUACGAAACCACCCAUGUAAUCAAGUAUUAAAUACGCCACUGGAAAAAAGAUCCUUUUCCACUUCAUACCACCAAGAAACCCCAUUUCGGCGACAGUGAAGGCAUUUAACGGACUUAGCGUAUAGUAUGAUCUUUGGAUGGGACUUCAAACGAAUGGAUAGAGUUCGGAUUUUGCUCGAAUGCAUUUCCAGAUUCUUAUUGUCAAAAUUCGAACCAAUUUUUUCUCCUCAUCGUUGUCUAUCUUUUUAAUCCUUUUCACUCCACACUUUCUUUUCUCGUUAGUCUGAAUUUACAGAAGAGUUGUGGAAAUUCAUUCUGGAAAUGAUGAAAUCACCCGCAAAGGUGAUGUUAUCACCGCGCAAGCUUCCUCCGAGAUCUGAAAGAGAGCUAUCAUGAAAAUAGUGUUAAAUCUGAAAAAUAACCAAAUAUAACGGUUCUUAAAGUUAUUAGUAUGGCCUCGAUUAUUUGUGGGAUUUCACUCCAUCAACGCCAAGCCACACUCCAAUGGAGAAGACUGGAAUCAAAGUGACAAGUUCAGCUAUUUAGAAUUUUUAUUCUCUCUUUAUCUGCACUUCUGGUGACGAACGCCACGCACACAAUGUUCAUAUUAAAAAGACCUUUAAGGCGAGAAAUAAAUUUGAAAUGGGCAACGAAAACGUCUUUCUGCCAGGAUAUAAUUUUCGCAUCUGUUCACAUACAAUUCUCAGCUGUAUAUCAUAUUCGUUCACACAUAGAGUCAUACAGAGAAGUCAUUUCAUAUUUUCCAUACAAUUUUUAGGUAUCUUUUGCAUUCACGCAUUCGGAAAGUUACACAGAAGAUUCAUACAGCAUUUCCAUACAUUGCACAUUUGCUCCAUCGAUUAUUUCUCGGUACCAAUAACACUGUGCAACACUUUUCUGCCCUAUUUGAAGUGUGGAUUUUCUGAUUC